This is a messenger RNA of Pelmatolapia mariae (spotted tilapia), 924 nucleotides long. Its product is annotated as GTPase IMAP family member 9-like. The coding region runs from base 1 to 924 and encodes 307 amino acids. Lineage: Eukaryota; Metazoa; Chordata; Actinopteri; Cichliformes; Cichlidae. Gene Ontology annotation, molecular function: GTP binding. The transcript has 2 exons. The record is from RefSeq and is a predicted model, not a curated record.
AUGGCAGAUGAUGAAGAAGAGGAAGAACCCGAGUUCCGGAUAGUCCUUGUUGGGAAAACUGGAGUUGGGAAGAGCGCAGCAGGAAACACCAUCUUAGGAACAAGAACUUUUAUAUCCACAACAUCUCCUUCCACAGUAACGUUAGAGUGCCAAAAGGAAAUGGGAGAAUUUGGUGGUCACGCGCUGGCUGUCAUUGAUACUCCGGGUCUGUUUGACACCAGCAAAACUGAAAAGGAGGUGAAAAGAGAGAUCGCUAGAUCAAUCUCUUUUGUUGCUCCUGGUCCUCAUGUGUUCCUGGUUGUGCUCCAGGCUGGCAGAUUCACAAAAGAAGAACAAGAAACAGUGAAAAUCCUUCAGAAGGUGUUUGGAGAAACAGCAGCACAAUACACCAUGGCCUUGUUCACACAUGGAGACAAUCUGGAGGCCGAUGACAUGAACAUAGAAACAUUUAUCCAUAAAAGUAAAGCUCUCAAUGACUUCCUCGAUCAGUGUCAGAGAAGAUAUCAUGUUUUUAACAACAGAAAGAAAGAUCCCGCUCAGGUCAGAGAGCUGCUGGAGAAGAUCAACACAAUGGUUCAGAGAAACGGAGGAAGCUGCUACACCAAUGAAAAAUUCCUGGAGGCAGAGAAAGCCAUAAAAGAGGAGAUGGACCGACUUCUGAGCGAAAAUCCAGGCAUGACACCCCAGGAAGCACGGAGACUGGCAGAGAAAGAAAACUGGUUCAUCCAGGCCGUUGUGGCUGCUGCUGGAGCAAUUCCUGGUAUUGGUCUGGGAGCUGGCGUUGGACUUGCUGUUGAAGUUGCUAUUGGAGCAGGUGUUGGAGCUGUAGGAGGCCCAGUUGGAGCUGCAGUGGGAGCUGUAGUGGGAGCUGUAGCUGGAGCUACAGUUGUGGCCGUGAAAAGCGGUGCAUGUCCUAUACAGUGA